CGCGAAGCAAACGGGCUGCUGGGAAAACAAAAAGUACGCGCAACUAUUGGCCGGAAAAUGCAGAGUGAUAAAGUGACCGGUGGAAGAACUUGACCCAGUUCUGAUACUAACCUAGCGAACACGCGCAUCACCUUAACUUGGGUAGCUUCGUAGUCGCCACACUCGGACCCACUCUACAGUCGCCACCGGAGAACGGAACCAACAGUGAUCGUGUUUCGUGUGCAAGCUACCAUAACGGGGUCCGUCAUCCGAGAGUGAUCUUUCGCUAGCUCUUCUGCUCCUGCGAGAAAUAGAUAGGAGUUCGAUAGAGUGGCGCAAUCGUUUGCAUCGGGUACUUAGUUUUGCUGAGCUAAACCGUGGGAGUAAGCGAAGAAGCCAUCUCACUGCAAAAUAUGUCUAAUCCUGCCAACCCUACAAAGCGAUUAAGCCCCAUAGACGAGCUCAUAUCUCCCUCCGUACGCGUGAUCCGCGAGGUGUAUGAAGGCGAAAAUGCACACGAAAUGUUCCAAACCGAUCUCAAUACAGCGCUGGACAAAAAGAUCCGCUUCAUCAUCAUCGAGCCGACCCGGUUAGGCGAGGAAACGGAACGAUGGAUAUCGGUAGGCAAUUGCUUACACAAGACGUCGCUUGCGAGUGGCGCAGCAUCGAUAGCGAUCGGUCUAGCGUGGAAAUCCGACAUAUUUUGCUAUUCGUUCUGUGCCGCAUCCGUGUUCUGCACUAGUCUGUACAGCAUGUGCUGGGCCUGCGAUCCGUGUGUGGAAUAUCAGGUUGAGCGAAAGCGAAAGAAUCUGAUGAAAAUUCCAAUCCCUGAAGGAGCUUCAACACCAGUAGUGCUGGUGCACACCGGUAACAGAUUCGUCAUGUUUAGCCAUCGGUUAGUGACGGUGCUCGCUACCUCGUUCUGUGCUUGGAAGCUCUACCAAGCGUUGAAGUAGGAAAGCGGGCCAGUUGAAGACGCUCUGCCAAAAAAACGAAAAACAAAAUCACACAAUCCAGCAUCCAUCGUUGCCGGGCGUUUGGGUUCGGUAUGGCCAUGUUUUUAGCUAAAGAUGCCCCACCCACACUGCCUCCUUUGCAGAACGACGAAUCCUCAAGACAUUAAGCGAGAGACAAACAACCGCCGAAACCACCUCCUAAUCCAUAAUGCGUUUGGUAGUCAACACUAGUGACUAGGUUAUUGCACCAAGCGAAUGCCCCGCGUGCGAGUGCAGCAAACGCAAAGAGGGAGAUCGACAGUUGGAUAGCAUUUGAGAUAGCUUCGGCGCCGUGUCGGCAUUUGAAGAUUUCCCGGACUCGUUACUUUCGUUUCAGUCCUUUUACUUGAUUAGCAGCAUUUGCGACUUAUGGUUGUUCAACACGGGAGUAUGAUAGGAAGAUUACUUUACAGGGCGAAAGAGACAGUUUUGUUAACUUUAUUUAUCGUUUGGACGAAACCCUGUCCCGGGUCUAAACUGUUUGUUUCCGUUGAUUUUUCUUCCGAUGGCUGGCAUUUGAAAAUCAUUUAGGACUGUAGCGGCUGUGCUUGUUAAAUGGUAAAAUUUAGAGACGCGCUCGAAUGUUCCAUCGAAAAGGGGGGAAAGGAAAAAAAACACGCAAAGAUUGUUAUCGUCGGCAGUCACAGAUAAGUAAGUGUAUCCCCAAGAGGGAAAUCGGAAUAUGUUGAACGAUCUGAAAGCCAACGGGACAAAAAGUGGAGCGUUUGGUCAACCAUCACAUACUCGGUACUGUAGCAUUUUAGCAGAGCGUCGACGUGUUUGCUUUUGAGCAUUAUUCAUUUCGAAGCAAUACAUGAUGAAUGCAGUUAAAAGAGAAGAAUGCAUGGAGAGGUGUAGAGAAAUCUGGUGGUUGCUAACUAGCUUGCCUGGUUCAACAUCAUGUUGUGUACAGUAUAUAGUAGAGAGUAUUAAAGACAAACCCCGUUCUAGUUCGUUGUUGAGGUCUUUCAGGAUCAUCAAAAGGAGUGGCUGUGUUUGCAGGUGCAUUACAGACCAGACAGGCUCGGUAACGCACAGGAAGACGGUGUUCAGGUCACAAUCAAGUAAGAGGCGUUGUUGCGUGAAAUUCUGCAGCGGAUGCGGUUGAACCGAGAGACGGAUUCAGGCCAACAUUAGUUGAAAAACUGUGAGAUAAUGCGUAAUGUUUUAGCGAAAUAAUGGUUGAAGUUUCAUUUGCAAAUAAAAUUGGAGAAAAGGCAUUCGUGCUCGGUGUAAAAUAA
This is a messenger RNA of Anopheles aquasalis, 2215 nucleotides long. RefSeq names its product Transmembrane protein Pmi (gene Pmi). NCBI's taxonomy places the organism in Eukaryota, Metazoa, Arthropoda, Insecta, Diptera, Culicidae. Gene Ontology annotation, biological process: inner mitochondrial membrane organization. The record is from RefSeq and is a predicted model, not a curated record. Gene Ontology annotation, cellular component: mitochondrial inner membrane.